UCUAGAACGUGAUGUCUCACAACUCUUAAUUAAUUCAAUUAAUUGUAUUAACUGUAUCUGAUGCUGAUUUUUACACACGUGAUGUUUCUGAGCGACAUGUGACAAGUUGAAAUUUGUAAAUAUGGCGGAGUUCCAUAGUAAAAUAUAACUUACGGAUUAGGAUUAAAAGAUAAUUGCGACACACCUGAGAUUCCAAAUGAUGCAUGGGGAUGGGAAAGAAAGGGAGUAAACUUGCAGCUGAUGAUUUAAAGGAAUUGUUAGAAUGCACAUAUUUUGACAAGAAAGAGUUGCAGCAAUGGUAUAGAGAUUUUAUGAAAGAUUGUCCAAGUGGUGUGCUGCAAAAAGAGGAAUUUCAGACAAUUUACAAGCAGUUCUUUCCAAAUGGGGAUCCUAGCAAAUUUGCAAACUUUGUUUUCAAUGUUUUUGAUGCAAAUAAGGAUGGUUAUAUAUCAUUCAGAGAAUUUAUUACUGCUUUGUCCAUAACAUCCAGGGGUUCACUAGAGGAGAAACUUGACUGGGCUUUCAGUUUGUAUGACCUUGACAAUGAUGGUUAUAUUACCAAGGAAGAGAUGGUCAACAUAGUUGAUGCUAUUUAUAGUAUGGUUGGUAAUUUGAUAGAUCUUCCAGAAGAGGAAGACACACCACUGAAACGUGUUGAGAAGAUUUUUGCUCAGAUGGAUGUGAAUAAAGAUGGUAGACUAACUAAAGAUGAGUUUAGAGAAGGUUCCAAAUCUGACCCUUGGAUAGUGGAAGCUUUGUCAGCUCCUCACAGAUAACAGAGAGUAUCUGCUUAGUGUUAUUAUGCUCACUUUUCAGAGCAUUAGCUUGAAUUUUCUUCAGACAUAAGAUUUUUUGCAGACAUUCAAUGCAGCACAUUAAGAAUUGAUGUUCCUUUCUGGAAGCUCGCUGACAAAGACAUGAGAAUUAAGAUGAACAGAAUUGUUUUUUGGUUAUUUUUAUGCUUAUAAAACUGCUGUAUCACUAGUGAUAUAAGAUGGAGAAUAUUAUGUGUGAUCAAAGUAAAGUUUGAUGGAUCUUUUUGCUAUUGUAAUAUUGGCUUCCAGUCUAGUAUAUUAUACAGCUAUGUUAUAUGAAGAAAAAUAUGGUUAUGCCAAAUUUCUUGGGUCUAGCAUACAUUAAAUAAUGUGGAUCUUCUCAUGCUCUUAUGCAUGCAUA
Messenger RNA from Mytilus californianus (California mussel), 1176 nucleotides. Its product is annotated as neuronal calcium sensor 1-like. NCBI's taxonomy places the organism in Eukaryota, Metazoa, Mollusca, Bivalvia, Mytilida, Mytilidae. The transcript has 7 exons. The coding region runs from base 204 to 776 and encodes 190 amino acids. The record is from RefSeq and is a predicted model, not a curated record. Gene Ontology annotation, molecular function: calcium ion binding.